GGGAGAAGGGAGGGACCAGAGGAGAGAGCGAGAGAGGGCUCGCCAUCCAGUUCGCAGACUAAGCAGAAGAAAGAUCAAAAAACGGGAAAGCGGGGACGAGCAAACAGGCGCUUUCAAGAACAAUCCCCUCAUCUCCAAGCGGACAGCGCUCUAGGAAUCCAAAUUCAGUGCCUACGGAAGACAAAAGGCGCCCCGAGGGAGUGGCGGUGCGACCCCAGGGCUUGGGCCCCGCCGCGGAGCCCGCACGGCCCGGCUGCCCGGACGGUCGCGGACCAUGUCUCUCGCCCCACGACCCGCCCGCAGUCUGCUGCUCCCCCUGCUCGCGCUCGCCUCCGCGCUCGCCUCCCUCAGCUCUGCCCAAAGCAGCUUCAGCCCCGAAGCCUGGCUGCAGCAGUAUGGCUACCUGCCCCCUGGGGACCUGCGUACCCACACACAGCGCUCGCCUCAGUCACUCUCAGCUGCCAUCGCUGCCAUGCAGAGGUUCUACGGUCUGCGAGUGACAGGCAAGGCUGAUGCAGACACCAUGAAGGCCAUGAGGCGCCCCCGCUGUGGUGUUCCAGACAAGUUUGGGGCUGAGAUCAAGGCCAAUGUUCGAAGGAAGCGCUAUGCCAUCCAGGGCCUCAAAUGGCAGCAUAACGAGAUCACUUUCUGCAUCCAGAACUACACCCCCAAGGUGGGGGAGUAUGCCACAUUCGAGGCCAUCCGCAAGGCAUUCCGUGUGUGGGAGAGUGCCACGCCGCUGCGCUUCCGAGAGGUACCCUAUGCCUACAUCCGUGAGGGCCACGAGAAGCAGGCCGACAUCAUGAUCUUCUUUGCUGAGGGUUUCCACGGUGACAGCACGCCUUUCGAUGGCGAGGGCGGCUUCCUGGCCCAUGCCUACUUCCCAGGCCCCAACAUUGGAGGGGACACCCACUUUGACUCUGCCGAGCCCUGGACUGUCCGGAACGAGGAUCUGAAUGGGAACGACAUCUUUCUGGUGGCUGUGCACGAGCUGGGCCAUGCCCUGGGCCUUGAGCAUUCCAAUGAUCCCUCGGCCAUCAUGGCACCCUUUUACCAGUGGAUGGACACAGAGAACUUUGUGCUGCCCGAUGAUGACCGCCGGGGCAUCCAGCAACUUUAUGGGAGCGAGUCAGGGUCCCCCACCAAGAUGCCCCCUCAACCCAGGACCACCUCCAGGCCCUCUGUCCCUGAUAAGCCCAAAAACCCCACCUACGGGCCCAACAUCUGUGAUGGGAACUUUGACACCGUGGCCAUGCUCCGAGGGGAGAUGUUUGUCUUCAAGGAGCGCUGGUUCUGGCGGGUGAGGAAAAACCAGGUGAUGGAUGGAUACCCCAUGCCCAUCGGCCAAUUCUGGCGGGGCCUGCCCGCAUCCAUCAACACUGCCUAUGAGAGGAAGGAUGGCAAGUUUGUCUUCUUCAAAGGAGACAAGCACUGGGUGUUUGACGAAGCUUCCCUGGAGCCUGGCUACCCCAAGCACAUUAAGGAGCUGGGUCGAGGGCUGCCUACCGACAAGAUUGAUGCUGCUCUCUUCUGGAUGCCCAAUGGAAAGACCUAUUUCUUUCGGGGAAACAAGUACUACCGUUUCAACGAGGAGCUCAGAGCAGUGGACAGCGAGUACCCCAAAAACAUCAAGGUCUGGGAAGGAAUCCCUGAGUCUCCCAGAGGGUCAUUCAUGGGCAGCGAUGAAGUCUUCACUUACUUCUACAAGGGGAACAAAUACUGGAAAUUCAACAACCAGAAGCUGAAGGUCGAGCCGGGCUACCCCAAGUCAGCCCUGCGGGACUGGAUGGGCUGCCCGUCGUCGGGGGGCCGGCCGGAUGAGGGGACUGAGGAGGAGACGGAGGUGAUCAUCAUCGAGGUGGACGAGGAAGGCAGCGGAGCAGUGAGCGCGGCCGCCGUGGUGCUGCCUGUGCUGCUGCUGCUGCUGGUGCUGGCGGUGGGCCUCGCCGUCUUCUUCUUCCGACGCCACGGGACCCCCAAGCGACUGCUCUAUUGCCAGCGCUCCCUGCUGGACAAGGUCUGACCCCCACUGCCGCCCGCCCACUCCUCCCACGAGGACUUUGCCUCUGAAGGCCAGUGGCAGCAGGUGGUGGUGGGUGGGCUGCUCCCGCCGGUCCCGAGCCCCCUCCCCAGCCCCCCCACGUCCCUUCUUCUCUGUCCCAUGACUGGCCUCUCCCCCCCUCCGCGCUGGCAUUGCUUCUUCCCUAGAUGGGUUCCCCCGGAGGCUGAGCAGGGGCCGGCCUCCCAGCCCCUGCCCCUCAGGGGCCCCCGUGGCUUGGUGUGUGUUCAGCCCCAUCUGAAUGUCCGGGCUCUGCACUUGAAGGCAGGACCCUCAGACCUCGCUGGUAAAGGUCAAAUGGGGUCAUCUGCUCCUUUUCCAUUCCCUGACAUACCUUUAACCUCUGAACUCUGACCUCAGGGGUCUCUGGGCACGCUAGCCCCGCGAGCCCCCGGGGGUACCCAAUUGGCAGCCUCCCACCGCUCUUUCUGGCUGAAAGAAAUCUAAUCUUGUUGUGAGGGGGAGACCCUGAGAGAGUGAGGGGGUGAGGGCCGCUCAGCUUCCCUAAGACCUUGGGAGGAAAGCUCAGAGAGGGUCAGUCCUCUCCACCGAGAUCCGCCUCUGCCCCACCUGCCCCCGAGAACUUCCACGGAAGGAGCCUGAGCCAUUAAGGACUAACCUGGGGCUGCAGAAACCCUUGACAGCCCUACCCUCCCAGACGUUAGCCUCGGAUGGGGAUGUCAAGGUUGGAAGAGCUGAGACCAGGGGGUGCAGCUACCGGGGUGGGCCCCAGGAGUCCUGGGGGUGAGCCUGGGGGCCACAGAGAAAGAACCUCACUCAAAUGCAGGCAGCUGGGGUAGGGACCCAGGGGCAGAGCAGUCAGAGAGGACAGGACAGGACCAAAAGGCAAACCAGGGAGGUGCAGCAGGAGUGGACGGCCGGGGGCCGGGCAGGCCAGGCCGGCAGGGACGCCACAGGGUGGGCUGUGGUACCCGGGGGAGGGCACAUUUUAUUGGAGCUCUCAGGAAGGGCCCGAGAAAGGCACACCUGCUCCCGUUUGGUGCCCUGGCUUCAAUCAGACCGCACGGAGGGGAAGGCAGGGAGCCAGAGAAAGGAGCAGAGCGGGCAGGCCUGGGGGACUGGCGACCCGGGACCUUGAUGAGAGCAGCCACCUAGCUGGGAGCCGAGGAGGGUCAGCCUGCCUCCGGGAACGGGCGGGCGCCUGGGCCUGUUGUCAGGUUAGCCCCUCGCUUCCCGACGCCCCCCCACGCCCUUUCUACAGGUGUCCUGCCCUCCCCUCCCCACCCGGCCCACCCAUUUGAGGUCUCCUUGGGCCGCCGAAGGUGGUCCUGGUACCCGGAGACCUGGGAGAGUGAGAGACCACGUGGGGGCAGUGAGCGGAGAGGGAUGUCAGGGGUGGGAGGAGUGUGGUGAACGGUGCUGGCAGUUCGGCUAAAGUUGUCUCGUUUGGGUUUUUUGUUUUGUUUAAUGUAUAUUUUUAUUAUAAUUAUUAUAUAUGAA
Balaenoptera musculus (blue whale) is the source of this 3520-nucleotide messenger RNA. RefSeq names its product matrix metallopeptidase 14 (gene MMP14). Gene Ontology annotation, molecular function: zinc ion binding; metalloendopeptidase activity. Gene Ontology annotation, biological process: skeletal system development; collagen catabolic process; extracellular matrix organization. The transcript has 10 exons. The coding region runs from base 275 to 2023 and encodes 582 amino acids. Gene Ontology annotation, cellular component: extracellular matrix. The record is from RefSeq and is a predicted model, not a curated record. Lineage: Eukaryota; Metazoa; Chordata; Mammalia; Artiodactyla; Balaenopteridae.